Molecule: messenger RNA, 3333 nt
Organism: Podospora pseudocomata
Lineage: Eukaryota; Fungi; Ascomycota; Sordariomycetes; Sordariales; Podosporaceae
Exons: 3
Coding region: 497-3007 (836 amino acids)
Biological process (GO): ubiquitin-dependent protein catabolic process; protein ubiquitination
Cellular component (GO): Cul3-RING ubiquitin ligase complex
Molecular function (GO): ubiquitin protein ligase binding
Source: RefSeq, a predicted model, not a curated record
GCUGAAGCUGGCUGCAACUCCCCGCUGUCGCAGCUGAUGGUGUGCUGUAGUCAGACCUCCUAGAUGUCAAGGUUGUGCCUGAAGCUUCCCAAGCAUUGUCGAGCUCGUGUAUUUUUUUGAGGAUUGUCUUGCUGGUCCCAUCCUGUGUCUGUUUACUUUGUUCCAGGACAACGUCGAGUAUGUGCCCAGUCCGGAGCUCGGUCGUUCGCCGCCUUUGCUUGCCUGCCAUUUGACGGAUUCCAUCCCACCAACACAGCACGCAUACCAAAAUCGCCUCCUGCCAUCCCGGGCUUUCUUCACCUACCCAACGAACUGAAUUUGAUCACAAGCUAUUUAACAGUUUUGAUCACCAAUUUAGUCCAAUCGGGCCAUAUUUCCCACUACCUCACGAAACCUCGCGGACUGUUGACGUCCCCCCCCCCCUCUCGACACCACCACCAUCACCACUUUGCCUGCCCACCUUCUUGUGCCGAGCAUAGAGCGCCAAUAUCGCACAAUGGCUUCCAGGAAUAGGCCGAGGCCAAUACGAAGACCCCUGAUCAACAAGGACGCCGGUGGGUUUGAUCAAUGCUGGGCAACCCUCCAGAGUGCCAUGACCGACAUACACAACAAAAAUGCGAGCAAGCUUUCCUUCGAAAACCUCUACCGAGCCUCAUACAAGAUUACACUGGUCAAGCGCGGCGAGGAGCUCUUUGAAAAGGUUAAAGAAUUCGAGACGGAAUGGUUCCACAAGCACAUCAUUCCCGGUGUCGACGAGCUGGUUAGGAACAAUUUACCGAGCAUCGCCUUGAUACAAUUGGCCACGUCAAGCUCCCACGAACGCCGCGAGGCUGGUGAGAGACUUCUUCGCGGAAUUCGCAAGAUUUGGGAGGACCAUAACACAUCAAUGAAUCUGAUCGCGGAUAUGCUGAUGUACCUGGAGAGGUCCUGUGUGGAAACCAAGCAAGCAUCAGUAUACGCAACAACGAUCGGCCUUUUCCGAGAUCAUAUCCUCAAGUAUGGCCUAAAGGAUGUUGACGGGUCGGAUCAGCCAUUCAUCAUUAUGGACGUGGUCACUGCUGUCGUUCUCGACCUCAUCAAUAUGGAUAGAGAUGGGGAUAUCGUCGACCGCAACCUUCUGCGUGACAUAACCGGCAUGCUAGAGCAGUUGUAUGAGACGGACGAAGAGAAGGAAAACGAGAAGCUGUACACGACAAUAUUCGAGCCACGCUUCCUUGCCGCCAGCGAGGUCUUCUACAAAGCCGAAUGUGAGAAGUUGCUCCGAGAGUCCGACGCCGGUUCGUGGUUGCGCCACACACGACGACGCCUGCUCGAAGAAGAAGAGAGGUGUGUUACUUCGAUUUCGAAUUCCACAAAAGACAAUAUCGCAGCGGUCUUGGAAAAAGAGUUGAUACUGGCCAAGAUGGAUGAAUUCCUGGCGAUGGAAGGGAGCGGGUUGAAGGCGAUGGUGGACAAUGACCGAGAAGAAGACCUUGGAAUCCUGUAUCAGCUGAUUUCAAGGAUCGACAAAUCGAAGAAUACCCUCAAAACGAGUUUGAUGGGCCGGGUCAUGGAACUGGGCCUUGAAAUUGAGCAGACACUCAAGAACACAGACUUCUCUGCACCAGCAGCGGCCGGUGCUGCUGGGGAGGGCGAGGAGGGGGCCGAGGGGGCCGACAAACCAAAGGCUUUGAGUCCAGUCGCACAGCAAACAGCCGCUGCCAUCAAAUGGGUUGACGACGUCCUCAAGCUCAAGGGCAAGUUUGACUCGAUGCUGGAAAAUUGUUUCAGCAACGAUCUUAUCAUCCAGUCGGCUAUUACGAAGAGCUUUGCAGACUUCAUCAACAUGUUUGAUCGAGGUGCCGAGUUUGUCUCGCUGUUCAUUGACGAUAGUCUCAAACGAGGGUUGAAAGGCAAAUCUGACGAGGAUGCGGAGGUUGUUCUACAAAAGGCCAUUAUUCUGGUCAGGUAUCUUUCGGACCGUGACUUAUUCGAGCGCUACUAUCAAAAGCACCUAGGUCGCAGGUUACUGCACAACAAAUCCGAAAUCCACAUCGAAAAGGAGCUCGUCCGACGAAUGCGGGCUGAGUUGGGCAAUCAUUUCACUGCCAAAUUCGAAGGCAUGUUCAAGGAUAUGGAGCUCUCCAAAGAUCUGUCAACCAACUACAAGGACCACAUUCGCAAUCUUGGGGACGAUGAUAGGAAGUCUACUGAACUUGCUAUUCAUGUUCUCACCACAAACUUCUGGCCUACUGAUGUCAUGGGGCGCGGUGUCCUCCAAGAUGGCGAUGCAUCGCGGUCGGACUGUAUCUUCCCACCAUCUAUCAAACGACUGCAAGAGAGUUUCUACAAAUUCUACUGCCAGGAUCGCAGCGGGAGAGUUCUCACCUGGGUACCUUCCACCGGCAGCGCAGACAUCAAAUGUUUCUUUCCCAAGGUUCCUGGCAAAGAGUCUGGGCCGUUGAGCAAAGACAGGCGCUAUGAGCUCAAUGUCUCCACUUACGGAAUGAUUGUUCUCAUGCUUUUCAACGAUCUGGCCAAUGACGAGAGUCUCAGCUUCGAAGAAAUCCAGCUGAAGACGAACAUUCCCAUCCCGGAUCUGACCAAAACCUUGACUUCACUCUCGGUUCCGCCAAAAUUCAGGGUUCUCGCCAAGGAGCCUCUGACAAAGUCCGUGAAGCCCACAGACAAGUUUUCUUUCAAUGCUCAGUUCGUCAGCAAGCAAAUCAAGAUCAGGGUGCCUGUUAUCAGCAGCACAUCCAAGGUUGAGGGCACGGAGGAGCGCAAGGAGACGGAGAGGAAGAACGAUCAGACGCGGGCUCACGUUGUGGAUGCUGCUAUUGUCAGAAUCAUGAAACAACGCAAGGAGCUCAGCCAUACUCAGCUCACAACCGAGGUCAUCAGCCAGCUCUCUGGUCGGUUCAAGCCUGAGAUUUCUCUCAUUAAGAAGCGGAUCGAGGACUUGCUUGCGCGAGAAUACUUGGAGCGGAUGGAGGGCGAUACGGCUGCCUAUCGCUAUCUGGCGUGAAGCCGCCACACAAAACAUGGCUGGGACUUGUAUGAACAUGCAUCUUCUUUCGCGUUUACACAUCUUUCGGCGUUGAAGGCCCGGGAAGGCAUGCAUGGACUGGCUUGGGACUGGGACGGAAGCGUAAGCAUUGGACUUUUUGCGAUAUCACUGGGUUAUGACGCGUGUGGUUGUAUGGGGUCUCCGUGGCUACUUUCUUGGUUGCUGAGGCCGUAUUGUAGUACAUACUUAAACAGAAGCAAUGUCACACACAGCCUCAGAACGAUAGUGUCAAUACCAUCUUUGCCUAGACACGGAUGACACGUUAUAAUCGCGGACCAUUUUUC